AUGGCGAGUAAAUCUAGCAUGAGAAGAAAUCUGCAGACUGUUCUCACCGACCUCCCUGACAUCAUUGUCGAGAUCCUGUCAUGGCUGCCACUCAAGUCGCUGUGCUGCUGCAAGUGCGUCGACACGCACUGGCGCUACCUCAUCUCCCACCCUGAACACCUUAAGAAGCUCCCACAGACCCUCGCCGGCUUCUUCUUCGACACCGAAGACAUAGGGCGCUGUCCCAAAGUAGCUCGGCACUUUGCCAAUAUCGGUGAAGGACCUCAGAUUGAUCCCAGUUACCCCUUCUUGCCGCCUGAGUUUGAGCUCGUCAGGCUGGAGGACUGUUGUGAUGGCCUUCUCUUGUGCUGCUCUUCUCAGCGUCCGUUCCGCCGUUUAGUUUGCAAUCCUUCCACAGAGAGAUGGGUCGUGUUACCAGCGUUGCCAGCUGACUCCAGUUGUGUAGCUCAGGAAGAAACCUUUCAUUUGGCUUUUGAUCGUGAUGUUUCCUCCCAUUUCCAUGUGUUUCAGAUUGUGUUGAAAGAGUGGCGGCGGGUGGCUGGCAUAAAUAUAUACUCGUCUGAAACUGGGUCAUGGAGCUUCAAGGAAAGUGGGUGGGACUCUGAUACCAGCAUUUGCACGAGCAGACGCGUGUUUUAUCAAGGCAUGUUGCAUUUUCUCAGUGCUCAGUCUACAGUAGUGUCGGUAGACAUGGAGGGGAAUAAAUGGAGGGCAAUUCCAGUGCCAGAAGGAGUGAAAAGUUCUGAGAUUGGUUUUCUUGGUCUGUCCAAAGGGCACUUGCAUUACAUGGUGCACACAGGAAAUCGCGUACAAGUUUCCAUCUGGUGCCUUGCGAAGUAUGAUUCAGAUGAAUGGACGCUGAAGCAGCAUGUGGACAAUAACAAGUUGGUGAACGUGAGACGUAUAGCCUAUGACUAUGAAUACGCUAUCAUCUCAUAUCAUCCAGAUCGUAGUUUGAUUUAUGCUAAUCAUCGAGACAACACAUUGAUGGCAUAUGACACUGAUCGCGAGGAGGCUCGCGUUCUCUGCUCUGUUGGGCGAGGCUCUUUGAUAUCAUGUUUUCCCUAUGUUGCGUUGUUCAAUGAUUCGAGUGUUCCCCUGAGUAGUUAG
Triticum turgidum subsp. durum (durum wheat) is the source of this 1110-nucleotide messenger RNA. The record is from the annotation of a GenBank genome assembly. NCBI's taxonomy places the organism in Eukaryota, Viridiplantae, Streptophyta, Magnoliopsida, Poales, Poaceae.